Molecule: messenger RNA, 977 nt
Organism: Punica granatum (pomegranate)
Lineage: Eukaryota; Viridiplantae; Streptophyta; Magnoliopsida; Myrtales; Lythraceae
Source: RefSeq, a predicted model, not a curated record
UACACUGUCUAGAGAAAAGAAGGGAAUAUUUGUAUGUCCCUGGGGUGCAUCAUCAUACAUUACAUGCUUCAAAAUAUGUUCAACAACAAUAACAACAACAACAAUGCCCACCACCACGACCAAAUGAUGGGUCCGAGAAUCUCCUUCUCGAGCGAUUUCAUGGACACCAACCAACACAGGUACGAGCUUGGAACCGCCUACAAGGAAGCCCCCGUUUCCUCCGACUUCGAGUUUUCAGUCAUGGGCUGCAGCUCGAGCCUCACCCCCGCAGAUGAGAUCAUCUUCCAGGGCAAGCUCCUGCCCGUCGAUGAGUCGGGCUGCAGCGAUCAGAUGAGGAAGAUGACUACCCUGAGGGAGGAGCUGCUGCUCGUUGAAGAUGGUGACGAUGAGCCGCCGAGGAGGAGCUCUGGCAACAGCGGGCGGUGGAUGGAGCGGCUUGGACUGAAGAAGGGACGCCGACAUCGCGGCGGGAAAAGCCUGGAGACAGUGGAGGAAGAGGUGGCUUCUCAGGACACCCCCAGGAAACAACAGGAAGAGUUAGCAGAAGGAGGGCGACAAAGUUUCAGAAGCGCAAGAGGAUGAAAAAAAAUGCAGAGUUAAUUAAUGGAUGCCUCAGUCAGUCAGUAGUGUUGCAUUUAGUUUGCAGGAAUAUUUUUCAUUUUUUUCUUCUUUUUUUUUGUUGUUUUCUUCUUCUUCUUCUUCUUCUCUCUCUCUCUCUCUCUCUCUCUCUCUCUCUCUCUCUCUCUCUCUCUCUUAAUUUUCCUCACAAUAUUGGGAUUGGAUUGGGAUAUUAUAUAUCUCAGAGAGGGCUUCAAUUUGAUCUUCUAAUUAGGAUCUGUAUUUUUUCUUUUUUUCUUUUUCUUUUUUCUUUGUAUUUUUAUCUAAAAGAUUUGGCUAAUUAUCCCGUCACUUUUUGUGUACAAAUAUAUAUUUGUAGACCUGAACCCAGGCAGUGACCAUGACUAACUAUAUUUCUC